ACUUCAUCAUAUGCAGGUUGUGGAUACUGUAACUUAUCCCAUUGACUCUAUUAAAAAGAACUUGAAUUGGGUUCAUCUUGUGGCAUAUGAUUACUAUCUUCCUAAAAAGGAAAACUACAUCAUUAGGUCCUGCGUUUACCACAGACGGGUCCAUGUCUUAUAACCACAUCAAAUGGUUCAUUAAGACAUAUGGUGCAGAUCCCAUGUACAAUGACACUUAUGUAAUGAACUACUGCACAAGUGGGUCAAUUUGGAUUAAUUUUGAUGAUGUGGAGGCUAUCAAAACGAAAGUUUCGUAUGCUAAAGAGAUGGGGCUUCUUGGCUACAAUGUGUUUCAAGUUGGCAAUGAUGACAAUUGGGUGCUCUCCAGGGCAGCAGCUGAAGAGGAAGGAGGUCGACAGAACAAGAAACAGUUAUUGGUGAUUGUUCUGGUCACGAUUGCUAUGUUUAUUAUCCUACUGGGAACAAUAAUGUGUUACAUGCAAAGGAGAGUACUUAAGUCAAUUGGGAUUGUAGGCAACAUCAAAAGAUCAGUUUAUAGGCUAUUAGAUAUAGUUCCAAGUACAGACAGUUUUGACAGCAAUGCUCCUAAUCUGCAAGUUUUUAGUUUUGCAACCAUCAAAGCAGCUACAAAUAACUUUUCGAGUAAGAAUAAGCUUGGAGAGGGUGGCUUUGGACCUGUAUACAAGGGUACGUUAAGGAAGGGCCAGCAAAUCGCAGUGAAAAGACUUUCGAAAACUUCAAACCAAGGCCUUGAAGAGUUUGAAAAUGAGGUCACACUUGCUGCAACACUGCACCAUGUGAAUCUAGUUAGAGUUCUGGGAUAUUGCACCAAGAGGGAAGAAAAGAUGCUGAUAUAUGAGUACAUGCCAAACAAAAGCUUGGAUCUCUACCUCUUUGAUCCAAGUAGAUGCGAUCUUUUGCAUUGGGAGCAACGUGUCCACAUCAUUGAAGGGGUAAUUCAAGGCCUUCUAUAUCUCCAAGAGUACUCAAACUCUACAAUAAUUCACCGUGAUCUGAAAUCUAGCAACAUUUUGUUAGAUGAUAACAUGAACCCGAAAAUAUCAGAUUUUGGUCUAGCCAGAGCAUUCAGAAAGAAUGAACUUGAGGCAAACACUGGUCGCAUUGUAGGAACAUAUGGCUAUGUUCCCCCUGAAUAUGUAAGAAGAGGCAUUUAUUCCAUGAAAUCCGAUGUUUACAGCUUCGGUGUUCUGCUUCUGCAUAUCAUAAGUGGCAAGAGAAGUUCAUGCUUUUAUGGCAUAGAUGGAAAUCUAAACAUUCUAGAGCACGCAUAUGAGUUGUGGAAAGAAGGCCAAGGCAUGGACUUUGUAGAUCCUACCCUAGAUGAUUUGACAUCGUCUUGCAAGCUCUUAAGAUGCAUGGGGGUGGCCUUGUUAUGUGUCCAAGAAAAUCCAGUAGAUAGACCAUCCAUGCUGGAGGUUUCUUCAAUGCUCAAGAGCGAAAGUGCAGCCAUCAUUAGUCCUAAAAAGCCCGCUUUCUCAGUUCAGAAGGAUGAAGAUGAGGAUCAUGUAUACACAUACAGGGAAGAAAUCUAUUCAGUCAAUGACGCAACAAUGUCUGAAAUUGUGCCCCGAUGACAAUUCUUUCUGAAACAUAACAUG
Molecule: messenger RNA, 1622 nt
Organism: Fragaria vesca subsp. vesca
Lineage: Eukaryota; Viridiplantae; Streptophyta; Magnoliopsida; Rosales; Rosaceae
Product: cysteine-rich receptor-like protein kinase 7-like
Exons: 7
Coding region: 87-1598 (503 amino acids)
Source: RefSeq, a predicted model, not a curated record